GCCACCACCAACAACUUUGCACAUACAACAGAGUGGCCUUGACACCGGUCAGGCAUCCUCCUAGUCUGUCAUAACACUUACUUGAUAUUCGCAUGUCUUCUGCCAUUUACUGUUAUUCCUUUUUUGACCCUGUAUGUUUAUCUCUAGAAGCAUAUGCCUGCCCUACCGCUCUUAUGGAUGGAUCCUUCCAAAUGGCAUACUGGGUCACUACACUGGGCUGCCAAUACUUACCUUCUGCUCGCUCCUAAAAUCAACGUGAAAGGUCGCAUGGCUCUCCUCAUGCUGGUGGCCGUUGUAUGGGCCUUCACAUGGCUUCUAUGGCGUGCCUACUCGGUCCUGACCACUCCCAACGAUAUUCUUGUCGAAAAACUCGGUCUCGAUAUCCCUCCCACUCCGCUUAUAACCCUUGAAGAGAUCUCGGAGCACGAAUUACAAAUUACGUGGAAGUAUUCGGAACCGUCCACUUCUGUCCAAGAGCAUCAUGUUGAGGUAAACGGGAGACUGAUCGGGACAACAAAAAAACAUGAUAUGGGCGCGGCUAUUUACGAUCUUGUUCCGGGCAGCAGAUAUGAUAUUCGCGUCUUUUGUGUCAGCUCCACAGAUUUCCAAACACCCAGCCAACCUCUUCACGUCCGCUUGCCUGGCUCAACGCCUGCCGCCUCGCAAGAUGAAGCCUUUGAAUCUAUGCCCAAAGUCCGGGCCAUUGCUAUCCGAAACGCUGCUUCGCUCGCUCCUGCGCCGGCGCCUACUAUAGCGCGGGAGUUCAGUGGUGGACAACCAACAACGCGAAGGGGAACGACUGGCCGGAGACCGUCGCCCGCGAAUCACGGGGUCGAUUCGCAGCAGGCUCAGGAUAUUGCAUCACGAGCCAUGGAUGAAGAGGAGGAUGGCGACCUUGCGGAACUAUCUCAAAAAUUCCAAAAGGCCCAACAAGACAUAGACGCGGUUGAGCAGCAAAUCCAAGACGAGGACAGAGACUUCCAAGCGUCGCUCAAGGAGUUAGAGGCACGCCGAGACGAGUUGAAACAACUUCUGAAGGAUCGAGAUGAAGCAAGCAGCGAUUUGCGCAAGCAAGUGCACAAGGCCGAAACCGCGAGCAGGACGGCUUUGAAUGAAAAGACGAAGAAAGAACGCCUGCUGCAACAGCGCGAGAACCAGAGGCGAAAACGUCGAGACGACAUCGCCAAAUGGGAAGAGCAGACUGCCUGGAUGAAAGAAGAAAUUGCGGGUAUCGAGACACAGAAGGCUGCGAUCGAGCAGAGAGCGAAGUCCGAUCUAAGGGAGAUCCGCAGGAAAAUUGAAGAGGAGCAGAAAGAGGUGCAAAUGCUAGAAGAAGACAACAAAGAAAAGGCCAUGCAGAUAAAGGCCAUGGAAGAAGAGCGACAGCAGGUGAACGUUGAGGAUGAGACAGACGAGACCCGAGAGGCCGAUCGACUCGAUCACGAACGCGACAUGAGGUGGAGGGCAAGAUACGAGGCUCUUCGUCAAACACAUACAAACCUGUGGCACGAGCUGAAAAACAUUCAACAACAGGUCAAUCUCUCACAAGAGCAGAUCAAUGUCGCCCGUGCCAAUAGAGUCACUGCUAUCUCGUUUGCACCGAUACCUCCAUUCGAUCCCGAGAUGUAUCGACCCAACAUUCGGCAAAUUCGACGGCCGCGCCACACCAGUUCCCAUGGGAGUAGUAUUUCCUCACCCCGGGGCCCUUUCAAUGGCCCUGAGCCUAUGCCGUCGGUUUUGCAAUACAAUUCGGUUGCAAACAUGUCGCCCACGUCCUUGUUGCCCAGCUUUUUCAACCCGCAGAAUGGGAUGACCUUCAUCCCAUCGGGCAUUAAUACUUCUACCGCUGACGAUGUCGAGCCUAUCGCCAAUGUCCCGAUGAGUCCACGGGCAGACCUACUGCUCCCGGCGGACCUCCUUGGAGAUGAAUCCGCGGAUGAGCUUCCAGAUGCAGAGCUUACAGCUGAUCCGAAGCGCUCCUCGGAACCUGGCACAAUGCCAUUUCCCAAAAUUGGCUCUCCUGCGUUGCAAGAAGCUCGUCGUACACAGACGCCAUCUUCAGGAUCUUCUUCAGGGCGGUCUUUUUCAAGUCCGAUGCAAACUUCAGCACCUGCUGUUGAAACAGAGAAAUCAUCAGAUUCGGGACACAAGUCGGACGAGAAACCCCUGGAAAAUAUCGAGGAAGAUGCGCCUCAGCAAUCCGCCAAACCCAGGUACAUGUCGAUGUCCUCUAUGUUCGGCCUCAACAGGCAGCGUGGGAAAACACUGGCUGACCAGCCCCCUCUACUUGGAUCUCUCAAGUCAGGCCAGAGUCAGUCAUUCCCGAGAGAAGUGGACGAGUUUGACCCAAGCUCACAACCCAGAAGACGCCUUAGUUAUGGUGGGAAUUGGGCUUUCCCUGGGACUUUGUUAAAGGGUCACGGUGCUGACGAGAAGGACCCAGAGUCCUCACGUUUAGCUUCUGCCCGCCGCUUUGGUAUCCCUGGGUUUGGGAAAUCUGCUACGCCGUCCGGCACGUAUGAUCCUUUUGGGAUCCGUUCAAGCUCGUUUGAUCCUGGUCUUCGGGGCGACACUUCUUCGCCUCGACCGUCUUCUACCUAUUCGUUCGACAAAAUGCCCCGUCCUUCGUUGGAAGCCCAAUUUAAUGCAUGGAAUUUAGACAAGGCACCGAUCAGGAACAGCCCACUGGCGCCGGACUGGAAGUCCUUCCAGUCGUUCUCUCGCAAUCACUCUCGUCGGCCGUCAGUCGUUCACGGAUCCACAAGCAAUUUGUCGCUACCACAGAAUGAGCAGGUAGUCAUCGAACCUGAUCGGAAACCAAUGCGACCGUUACAGGCGCCCAUUGGCACUCGGCCGAAGUCAUCCCAACAAGCCUCGACUCCCAAGCUCAAUCCUGCAGCACCGUCUUUCACCACGAUAUUCGGCAGAAGAGGCGACAAGACCAAGGAGAAGGCAAAGACGAAAGAAUCCAAAGAGAAGCUGACUGAUCAAGAGGCCGCGUCGCCUCCUGAAUCAAGGAAAUCGCGUGGAGACACUGGUUCCCUUGCGGCCACCAUUUCGACACUGGAUUCUGAUACUCUCGAUCGGACAGUAUCUGCGACCAGUGCCAAUCUGUCGGUGGAAAGUACUGCUUUUAGCAAACCGACUUUCAUCUCCAAGAUCACAAGAAAGGCCAGCAGCAAUAAGUUUGGAAGCUGGAAAGAAAAAGGUGGAGGUCUAUUCUCUAGAAAAGAAACGUCACUCCCCAAUGGUGAAAACGAGGAAGAACAAGGAUCCAGCGAGUAUCUCCACCUCGGAAGAAGCUUGGAGAGUACAUCAACUACUCCCAGCGCUGAAGAAAAGAAGACCAGCAGGAGUAGCCUAAGCAACUGGAACUUUAUGCGCAAGAGCAAGAAGGGAAAAGAAGACUUGACUGCGAGCGAGAUCAGUGAGAGUAGUGAACGUGCUAGCGACUUGGGAGAUGAAAUGGAGGAGGAAGAGGUAUGAUGAGAUGAGAUUUUAUUGAUUCUAAGUAGAGAGUAAGAAGAGUCUUUGCUUUGCUGGUACUGUCGGGAACGUCGUGGUUUUAGCUGCUUUGUAGAUGAUCAAUAUUAAAUUUCAAGAUA
This is a messenger RNA of Exophiala oligosperma, 3605 nucleotides long. RefSeq lists its product as uncharacterized. The transcript has 2 exons. Bases 154 to 3486 code for a protein of 1110 amino acids. Gene Ontology annotation, molecular function: protein binding; plus-end-directed microtubule motor activity. NCBI's taxonomy places the organism in Eukaryota, Fungi, Ascomycota, Eurotiomycetes, Chaetothyriales, Herpotrichiellaceae. The record is from RefSeq and is a predicted model, not a curated record.